CAAAGAUAGCGAAGGAGUAGAAUUUCAUUUCAACUGAUGGUCUUCUACAUUUUGUUAGAAUUUUAUGUAUUAUUUAUCAUUUGUCAAAACUUGGGAACUGUUUCGUCCGAAUAAUUCUGUAAGCUAGUGUUUAUUUCGCCAAAGCAUUAGAUUCAACGAAUUAUAAGUUUACGGUAAAUAGCGAGGCUUUUGCUUCCGGUUAUUGGAAUAUUGGGUAAUAAGGAAGAUGGCAGCGACCAGGAGGUUGCAGAAAGAGCUCGGCGACAUCCGAUCGUCGGGCAUGAAAUCUUUCCGAGAAAUCCAAGUGGAUGACUCUAAUAUAUUAACAUGGCAAGGUCUUAUAGUGCCGGAUAAUGCCCCUUAUAAUAAAGGUGCGUUUAGGAUUGAAAUAAAUUUUCCUGCAGAAUACCCAUUCAAACCACCAAAAAUUAAUUUCAAGACCAAAAUAUAUCAUCCGAACAUUGAUGAGAAGGGCCAAGUCUGUCUGCCGAUCAUCAGCGCUGAAAACUGGAAACCAGCAACGAAAACAGAUCAAGUGAUCCAGGCGUUGGUAGCACUUGUGAAUGACCCAGAACCUGAACAUCCACUUCGUGCUGACCUGGCUGAAGAGUAUCUCAAAGACCGUAAAAAGUUUGUGAAAAAUGCUGAAGAGUUCACCAAGAAGCAUAGUGAGAAGCGACCGUCCGAUUAAAGUUCGUGAAAUGAUGCAGUUCCUGCCUGGACUUUGGGAGGAGAGGUUUUGUGAUACACAACUUGAACAUUUGUUUGUGAUUGUAAUUCUGGUGUAUGUACAGUGUGCACCGAAAGUGUAGUAAACACUCCUCCCCCCUCUGUGACAGUGUUAGCACCAUCUACACUCACCAGGUGAAGCGGUGCAUGGGUGCUUGUCAGGUGUUGCCAACACUGGUGUGCAUGAGUGCAUAAAGAAACGCCCUUGGUACUAUUUGUCACUUUGAUAAACACCAGCCCAGAUACACAUGAUUUUGAGACUACUAUAUGUGAAAGUAGUAUGGGUAUUGUUCUAUCACCAAUACAGUUUGUCAGUUGGAAUUUACAGUGCAGUUUUAUUCCAAUUUGUUGUCAACUUAAUUGUAUACAUAUUUCACAGUUUCUGUUAAAACAAUUAUAUUUAAUUGUAUGGUAUAAAUGAUUGUUUUCAUUAAAAGAUAAAGAUGUGAAUAAAUUUUACAUAUUUAAUUUACUAAUUUGCUGUGUGUUCCACUCAAAAAGCCUGUAAUAUAAAUUGCUGUGAAAUAUCUUAAUAUGUAGUUGUUCUUUUUGAUAUUAGCCCUUAAUGUAAAUUUAGUAUUGUUAAGAACAUACAUAGAAUUAGAUUGCUGUACAAAGACUAUGAAACUUAUUUCCGUGUUGAAGUUUGUAACAAUAUUAGUAACUCUAGAAAUGUCAGUGAUUCGGAGAUAGUAGUUAUAAGUUUCUUGUACACAGACAUGAGUGAUAUCAUAUUGAAAUAUGUGAAUUCGUAAGUUCAAAACAGGAAAGAACAUUGGAAUAUUUUACAAGCACACAGUGUGAUUCAUAUGAUAUGAGGUAACUUAAAAGUCCACAAUUUGUUGCCGAAGCAUGUAAGUUGGGGUGUUACAGAUGCAUUUUGAUACUUAUUAUACAUAUCAUUUCUGCAUGACGGUAAAGUUUUGAGAAACAUCAAGAUUAGAUGAUAGAUAAUAUUCAGUAAUUGUUGUGAUAUAAUCAAGAAGCAAACAUGAAAUACUGGUGAAGGUUGCCAAAUAAGAAAACAAAUACCUGUUUGAA
Schistocerca cancellata (South American locust) is the source of this 1770-nucleotide messenger RNA. Its product is annotated as ubiquitin-conjugating enzyme E2 L3. The record is from RefSeq and is a predicted model, not a curated record. NCBI's taxonomy places the organism in Eukaryota, Metazoa, Arthropoda, Insecta, Orthoptera, Acrididae. The coding region runs from base 227 to 691 and encodes 154 amino acids. The transcript has 4 exons.